AUGUUUCUGGAGGAACCGAUUUAUCACCAGGCGGCUCUUGCGAGCGUCGUGUUCUCUGUCUCGCUCUCGCUGUUCGUCUUCUUCUCUCACUUGGCGUACGCCUACCACACAGAUGUCCGCAGUGGCCUGCUCCUCCUUUUGUGUCGGCUUCGUAAGCUCUUUCUCCCGCUCUUGCCCUCCUCUUCGUCAGUUUGCAGGUACCUUCCGCAGGCGCGCGAAGUCUCUUCGGCGCCGCCGCUCCAGUCUCCUCUCUACGUCUGCCGCAUUGUCCUGCUCGUUCCGGUCUACGCCAUCACUUCAUACUUAGCCUUGACAUACGCCACGCCGUCCCCUUCCUCGCGACUUCUGGCGCCGAUUCUCGCACCUGACGGCGUAGGCGCGGCGGCGUCUCUGCUGGCCUCACCGCCGACGGCGGUCGAGGCUGGGCUCCACCAAGAGUCUCCGGUUGGAGACGAUCUCGCGUCGUCCCUCGUCGCCGAGGAUUUGCCCCCCAGUCGGCGGCUGUCGGCUCGGGCGGACGCGGCGCCGCCUUCUGUCUCGUGGCCAAGGGGCGCCUUGGCGUCAUCGGCAUCAAGCGCCGAAAAGAAGUCGAACGCCUUUCCGCCGGCGGCGCGGUCGGGCGCGUCUGCUUCGUUCGCCGAAGAAGCAGGGGAGAUUCAGGGAGGGGAGGGCCUUGGCGCGCGGCUCGGUCUCGACUUCGAGGGCGUGGAAGAAGGGACGGGCGGGCCUCUAGGGUUUGUCCUGCACGCGGUCAGAGACCUCUACGAGGUCUACGUUCUCUACAGCUUCAUUGCCCUAGUCAUCUCCGUUCUAGGCGGAGAAGAACGAGCUGUUGAGCAGCUGCACCUGAAGGGCUCUCUGCAGCAUCCAUGGCCUUUCAACCAGGUGUUCCGUCCUCUCGACUGCAACAGGAGGCUCUUGCGCCGCAUCAAGGUCGGAGCCGCGCAGUUCGUCUUCGUCAAGCCAGUCGCCACGCUGUUGAGUCUACUCUUUCGGCGGCGAGGCUUUCUGUACUUCGCGGCCGUGAGCAACGUCUCUGCGGGGAUUGCGAUGUAUGCCCUCGUCCUCUUCUACUUGGCCGUGCGCCAGCGCCUGCGCGCCUUUCGCCUCCUCCCUAAGUUUCUCUGCAUCAAGGCGGUUGUCUUCUUCUGUUUUUGGCAAGCGCUGUGUCUUCGCUGGCUGGUCGCGCUUCUGUUCUCGGCGCUGCAGUCGGGUGCUCACGAAAAAGUGAAUUUUUUGGAGGGCCUCGCCUCGAACGCCGCAGCCGCCGCCAUCGCACUCCGCAUCGCCGACUGGGCACUCUGCAUCGAAAUGACUCCCUUCGCCAUCGCUGAGACCUGCGCGUUUUCUGUGCGCGACCUGAAGGCCGUCGCGACGUCCCCUCCGGACUUUUGUCGCCGCGCGCAUGGAGGCCUGUCGUGUCAUGCCUCGCAGGCCUCUCGGAGCAUCGCGUCAGCGGGGUCGCCUUCGCAUGCGAGUUUCGCGGGAAAGGCGGGCCGCGAGCGCGCCGAGCGCAGCUUUUUCUGGGAGAAAUUCGGGCGCACAGCGGCUGCGGCUGGCCUCAGCGGGCGCGGAGACGCCGACGAGGAAGAGAGCGAGCGGCAGCUGCUGUGUACGUACACCGGCGCCGAGUUCGAGCCGCGGGCGCGCGGCGGCAAGCCGGGCGGCGGCGGGCGCGCGCGAGCGAGCGGAGACGACGAUGAAGGGGCGAGCUUCCUUGCGCGCGAGGACGACGACAUGCGCGGCGAGGAGAAGGAAAUCUUCCUCGACGACAUCCACUGCGACGGGGGCCGCGACGAGAGCGGCUACCUGCACCACGUCGCCUCGCAAGCGAAGCUGAAAAAACCUUUAAAACAGUUCGUGAAGGGCGUUCGCGACCUCCUCGUCGCGGACGACAUCCUCUGCGACGCCACCGACGCGCUCUUUGGGCGCAGCCAGGCGCGAAGAGAGUAUCUCUUGGAAGAGCGGAAGCGCGAGGCCGGCGCGGACGCAGAGACCGGCGACGGCGUUGGAGCCCAAGCCGGAGACGAGCACGACCGCCUGCUGCAGAAUCCGGAGGGCGCGGGCCCCCAGGCGCUCGCCGCCGACGCGACGCCUUACCAGCAGAGCGGCGCCCUGCGAAGCCCCGCGGCCAGCGCAUCCGAAGAGGACACUGACGGGCGCGAGUCUCCUGUAUGGAGCCUCAGACAGCCGGUCGCGGACGCCGAGACGCGUCAGCGUUUCGAGCCCUACGCCGCCUCGACUUCCUCGCCCUUCUCGCCCUCCUCCUCGGCUGCAGUCGAGGCGGCAGGGCCGCGCGAACUGCUGUGCGGCAAGAACAGCUGCGAGAGCGAGCCGCCGAGCCCGUGGCGCGCGUCGUCGCCCACACUCGACUGCCACUCGAUUCGCCUCGCGCCCUUCUCGCCCUCGUCGCUGCCUCCGGCGGCCUCCUCUUCGGCGUCGCCCGCCUCGUUUUCCGCGUGCUCGCCGUCAUCGUUCUCCGCCUGCGCGAUUUCGCCGGCAUCUGUUUCGUCCUCCGCCUUUCGCUCCCCGCCGCGCAGAUCCGAAGGCGACUUCGCGCUGCGCAUCGUCCACCUGGGCGUCGAGCGCGACGCCUCGCCCCUCGAAGGCCGCGAGUCCCGAGACGGGAGUCUGCUCUUCUAA
Molecule: messenger RNA, 2643 nt
Organism: Besnoitia besnoiti
Lineage: Eukaryota; Apicomplexa; Conoidasida; Eucoccidiorida; Sarcocystidae
Exons: 7
Coding region: 1-2643 (880 amino acids)
Biological process (GO): transport
Molecular function (GO): transporter activity
Source: RefSeq, a predicted model, not a curated record